AUCGGUACAUGUAAUAUAAUAUAUAAUUAUAUUAACUUUAGUUAUUGUACUUUAAAAUACUUUACAGCUAGUAUUUAUGUUCAACAGUAUAAUGAAUAAAGUUUAAUGCCUGCUAUGUCAUUAUAACACAUUAGUUAAAAUUCCUACCAUUUUUCUCUUUGAUAACACUGUUCAAUAACUGCCGCAAAGCUUUUUAAACAUUCGGUACGCUAGUUUUAAGAUGUUAGAUAACUUGAAUUUUGUCAGUCACAGUUGAGUGAACAUAUUAUAUUUCACCUAAUUAUCAAGUUCUAAUAGGAUAUUUUCACCCAGUUUCUUUAUUAUACCUAUUGUAUACAAGUCAGUCGAUGGCUUUGUUAGGGUUUUUUACAGAUGGCUCGUCAAGUCAUUUAAAUAUUUCCCAAUAACGGAGGAGUGUCCUUCCAGAAAAGAGAAUUUUAACCCUGCAAAGACAUUGAUCAAUGGAACCGGGAUCCAGUCCCUGACUUUGUAUGGAAUAUUGGUCUGGGUGGAAUUGAUCAAGUCUUAGACUAGAUACAACUCCUAACAAUCUGGAUACAACUCACCUUAUUAAAGCAGGCAGCAUUCCCUCAGAAAGAACACAGAACCUGGAGGCCGCUGGUGAAGAGUAGAAAGAAAGCUGUGCCAGUACCCCCUCCCCGACCAUCCACGUAUGUCAUGGGUGAAACCCAGAGGGGUGAAGCAAUCCUCCGAAACUUGGCCCAGCAGCUCUUGUCACACAGCGAGUAUCAACACUUCAAAUACGCUGUGAAUAAUUUCCAGCAGACCAAGUCUGUGCCGACUCUGUGCCAUCAGUUGCGUCCUAUGAUCAAUUCUACAGAGAGACUACUGUUGCUGGUAGAGCUGUGCAACAGGUUACCGAAAUCUCUGCAGGAAGACUUUCAUAGAAUCUGCAGCAUCCAGUUUCCUAACUACGAAACUUAUUUACGGAUCUACAGUAAUGAUAACGCAAUGACGGAAAUUCCAAAAGUCAUUGCUCAAGAUUCCUCUGGAAAAUUCAAAAUUGUCUCUCAUGGCAGUGAAAAGAAAAUCUUAGUUGAUUACAAUGGAUACAAAAAUGGUGACCUGGUAUCCCAACAUGGAACCAGUGUUACAAGUGGAAUUUACAGUGAACAAGAUGACUUGACGUCGUUGAAACACUUGGGUAAUGAGAAAGACGAUGAUGUGUUUGUUUGGACUCCCCAGUAUGGGAGAAUCGACUCCAGUAAAUCGGCGUUCGUUUCCAGAGAAUCCUACGAUGGUGCCAUCAGACGAGUGUUUAUUGCUCGGAGGGAUGAUGGCAGUCUUGGGCUGGGGAUUGUCGGGGGUCGAGAGUACGGAACUGACAUUAUCAUCAGUGUGGUGGAUCCAGAGGGGCCUGCUGCUGAACAGGGUGUUCGUGCAGGAGAUAGAAUUUUAGAAGUAAACGGUACAGACUUCCACCAGAUGUCGCACGCGGAGGCUGUUACGUUAAUGAGGAACGCUUGGAACGUCAUCAUGAAGGUCCAAUCAGCAUCUAUCUAUAGACAAGGCAGCCAAGGUGAUCGGCCACAAAAUGUCCAUGUGAGGGACAUUGAGCUGAUAGUUCACCCAGGGGCGGAUGGGAGACUGGGCUGUUCUACAAACAGUGUUCUUAUGGAGAACAAAAAGUCCGAGAAUGUAAAAAGACAAAACAAGGUUCGUUACCUAGUGGUAAAAGAUGUGGAUAAGAACUCUCCUGCACAGAAGGCAGGAAUAGUGGUCGGUGACUAUAUCACCAAGAUUGAUGGAGUGGAUAUUAGAAAUCUGACAGAGAGACAGAUUACUUCCCUUACCCGCUCCAAACGCCUGCUGGUUUGUGUCCGGCGACUGGUACAAGAUGAUGGUACAGGCCAUUUAGUUCCUUUAGGAUUGAAAAAUUUAAGAAAUUUAAGUGAUGAAUUUUCUCCUGAUUCCUCUUCCUCUCCUGUCUCAAAGAAAUUCAAUGGGUCCUUCCGCUCUGACUCCCCGGAUAGGGACCAGGACAACGGUCUCUUGGAUUUCGAUUCCUCUGAUUACGACCCCAUCCACCAUGUUUACAAGAGUCCCAGCCAGCUCCACCUGGCAACAGAACCACCAGAGAAAAGCCCCCAUCAUCGCCGCCCGAGUAUCCAUGACUCCACCAACAACUGGCUGUUGUCUCCCAAGGGACAGGCAGCCAGGAAGUACUUUGAAAAACUCAGUUUUAUUGCCCCACCCAACGUAGCCACUCGCCAACCUCAUUCUCGCAGUCACUCUGCAGACAGCCUCGGGACUCAGUUUGAGCGUCGAGGGCGGGCCACUCAGAAGAGUGCGUCCCCUGUGGCCUGGGGUAGGCACGCUGCCAGGUAUGUGAGGAGUAGAUCGCAGUCGCCUCAUCAAUUACAGAGACAGCAGAGGAUGUCACGGCGCGAUCAAGAUGUGAUGAUGGCACUACAGAUGGGUAUGGAGAAACGCCAGCGCGCAAUUAGACUCUCUCUCUACCAAACUUCUCCACCAAGUGAUGACUUCAACUGGGACAUGUAGUGGACCAUUCAACAACUUUUAUCAUUUACUUGAGAUUAAUAGGUCUUCAUAUUUUAACACAAUCAAAAUAAAAGUUCUGAUAUUUAUUAGUACCG
This is a messenger RNA of Magallana angulata, 2618 nucleotides long. RefSeq names its product harmonin-like. The transcript has 10 exons. Bases 679 to 2523 code for a protein of 614 amino acids. Gene Ontology annotation, cellular component: plasma membrane. Gene Ontology annotation, molecular function: protein binding. The record is from RefSeq and is a predicted model, not a curated record. Lineage: Eukaryota; Metazoa; Mollusca; Bivalvia; Ostreida; Ostreidae.